AUGAAAACAUUUGCGGCCAUAACCACGCUCUCUUUUGUCAAUAUUGCCCUUUCCCUUCCCACCAAACGCGGCGUCUCAGACACCCACAUCCUCAACUUCGCCCUAAAUCUCGAAUACCUUCAAGUCGACUUCUACAAGCAGGCGGUCGCUCAGUUCCCUCAAACCGCCUUCCGAGAUGCUGGCGAGCCUGACUGGGUAUACGGAAGACUCCAGCAAAUGCACGAUCACGAUUCAACUCAUGCAAUGUUUCUCUCUACUGCCCUCAAAACCGCUGGUGUCUCUGCUGUCUCGCCAUGCGAUUUUAUCUUCUCAUUCACGGAUGCGCGGUCUGUUAUCGAGCAAGCGACUACCCUCAAAUCCAUCACGACUGCCGCGUAUAAUGGCGCUCUCCGUCUCCUCAAUAACAGAGAUUAUGCAAGUAUUGCUGCAAGUAUGAUGGCGGUGGAGGCUCGCCACGACUCUUGGCUAAACGGUGCAGUCUUGCAACGCAGCGCCUGGACUACAGCGUUCGAAGCCUCACUAGGUCCAAGUCAAGCCUUUUCCGCUCUACUCUCAUACAUCAAAUCGUGUCCAGCCUCCAACUCUCCCUUACUUCCUGGCCUCAACCGGUUUCCUGCUCUUUCACUCAGCAAUAUCUACCCUGGCCAAACGGCAACUGUCUCGUUUUCAGUCCCUAACGCUCCAAACCGGCAACUCUUUGCCGCUUUCAUUAGCGGUGCCGGCAAGCCAACGUUUGUUCCGCUCGAAGAGAACAAUACCAGAGUCAAGGUUCCCGAUAACUUGUUUGGCCGUGUGUUUUGCGUCAUUACGAGUGAUGGUGGACGGGCGGAUGAUGAGGUUACUGUGGCUGGGCCUUCACUGGUCGAGUUGCAGUUCAACGCGAAUGGACAGCUUGUAUAG
This is a messenger RNA of Mycena indigotica, 900 nucleotides long. RefSeq lists its product as uncharacterized. The record is from RefSeq and is a predicted model, not a curated record. The coding region runs from base 1 to 900 and encodes 299 amino acids. The transcript has 5 exons. NCBI's taxonomy places the organism in Eukaryota, Fungi, Basidiomycota, Agaricomycetes, Agaricales, Mycenaceae.